Anisakis simplex (herring worm) is the source of this 970-nucleotide messenger RNA. NCBI's taxonomy places the organism in Eukaryota, Metazoa, Nematoda, Chromadorea, Rhabditida, Anisakidae. The record is from the annotation of a GenBank genome assembly.
AAUGGAGCAGUUUGCACCACUGUCGAUGGUCAUUCGUUGUGGGGUUGCAGUCGUUAAAAUUGAUGGACCUGGCAAGUAUUAUAUCACAUAUGCGAUAACAUGUAUUUGUUACAUGUAUUUCACGCUAUUAAUGAUCGAAUUUCCUCUAAAGGAGAACGUACUGAAUGGUGCAGUAAUAGAGGCAUUUGGUAAAUUGAUGGAAGAUGUGCAAAAUCGUGGUGAUAUCAACGCCAUAUUGGUAAUGUCAGCUAAACACAAUAGUUUUAUUGCGGGCGCUGAUGUUGAAAUGCUAAAAAAUGCUAAGUCCGUUCAAGAAGCUACCGAAAUGUCUCAAAAUGGUCAAAGGAAAUUUCAACAACUCGAAGACAGUCAAAUUCCGAUUGUGGCCGCAAUAAUGGGAUCUUGCAUGGGCGGAGGGCUGGAGUUGGCUUUAGCAUGUCAUUAUCGUAUCGCAGUGAGAAGCGAUCGAACUGCGUUUUCGUUUCCCGAAGUACGUCUUGGUCUUUUACCUGGUGCAGGCGGUACGCAAAGGCUGCCGAGAAUUGUCGCGUUACCAACUGCUCUUGACAUGAUGCUCAGCGGACGUUCGAUUGAUGCGCAAAAGGCGAAGCAAUUCGGCAUUGUUGACGUUCUACUUGAUCCUGUUCUCAACGAAGACGGUGAAGUGGAUGGUGCAAAAUCAUUAUGUUAUCUUGAACAGAUUGGAGUGCAGGCAGCACUUCGAUUGGCGACAAAAACACUGAAAGUUGAUCGUUGUGCAUCAUUAUGGCAAACUGCUUAUCAGUGGAUAAUGUCAUCGUCAAUCGUUUGGAAUCGUUUCAUAAAACCUUCCACAAUCUCAAUGAUUUAUAGCAAGGGUGGUAACCAUUAUCCAGCAACGUACGCUAUUUUGAAAUGCAUCGAAGAUGGUGUCUUUCGAGGACCGUCGAUUGGUUAUGCCACUGAAGCUGAGGUGAACGAUGCGAUUUAA